Messenger RNA from Scophthalmus maximus (turbot), 6336 nucleotides. RefSeq names its product xin actin binding repeat containing 1 (gene xirp1). The transcript has 3 exons. Gene Ontology annotation, molecular function: actin filament binding. Bases 1735 to 6201 code for a protein of 1488 amino acids. Lineage: Eukaryota; Metazoa; Chordata; Actinopteri; Pleuronectiformes; Scophthalmidae. Gene Ontology annotation, cellular component: focal adhesion; stress fiber. The record is from RefSeq and is a predicted model, not a curated record. Gene Ontology annotation, biological process: actin cytoskeleton organization; actin filament organization.
UUCACCCCUUAAAAAGUGUGGUUGCUGUGGUAGUUUGCUAUUUCACUUUGCUUGCAAGACUGUUAUCCUUUGACCUAGCUGUGAAGAAUCAACCUAUGAGUGACAUAGAAUUUUAUUAAUUUAUAUUUAGAUAUAUUUAAUAAGUUCAGAACAACUUAGCGGCUUUUUCUUUUUUAUCAUGGCCACAGCAUUAAAAUUUACAGUUAAUCAUUAUAUAAUAUACUGUAUAUACAGUACAUCUCACAUUAAUUUCUGAAUAAGCAGAAAACAUUGUUCUUUAAAAUAGUAGAACAGGUUCUAUAAACUUGACAGGAUUAGUGCCACUUUCAAUGGGCUUCAAUGGGCAAUAAAUGAAGAUUAGUGUGACAGCCUGACGAAUACUUUUCACAUAAUAAUUGAAAAUUAUGAAAAGGGCAGUCUGUAAGGAUGUGUUAGAAUAGCAGUGCAUGCGGGUGCAGGUGACUCCAAUGUGCUAACGGCCAUUGUUUCAAAGACUGUCAUUGAAAAAGCCUAAAGCACAAAUGAGUGCUGCCCACACUGAGGUUAGAUAUCGGGGUCUUCACCACAACGUACUGUAGUAAGAACUGAAGAAGUCUCUUGCAUGAGAGGUGAAACGUCCGCAAGUAACUACAACCAAGUCCCGUUGCUCCUGAUUCAACACCCUUGGACAACUAUGACCUUGAUGCAUGAUGUAAGCAACGUUGUGUGUGUGUGUGUGUGAGAGAAGGAAUAAAUUUAAGGAAUAAAUCAGUCCCACAUUCUGGGUUUUCCUCAUAACUUUUAGUGAGACACACAACAGUGCACUCAUCCACACCUGUCUCACCCUCCAGCCCCUGCUCGGGCUCCCUCUUUCCCCCCGCCCCGCCCUUGUCACCCGUCUCCCCACCAGUUCUCUCAACAGCGUCGACUAGCUGGAAUAUCUGAUAUCCGAACAUUUCUGUAACCACAAACUAUUCGUAAACAAAAUGACUGUAGUUACUUUACAACAUAUUAAACAAAAAAUGAUUCAUAGUUUUUUUUGAACCUGUGUUUACACAUUUAGCUUGCAUAUCACCUUUGUACUCUUACAGAGAAUCUCCACAGACUGCAUGCUCCAUUGUUUUGGCUCAAUGGUCCAGUACAUUUGGUUAUAAAUUAAAUGAUCAUUAGUGGUGAAUUUCCCCUUUUAAGAUACUAUAAUCUGUCAUUUUAUAUCAAGCACGUAUCAAAUGACUAGCUGUAAGUGAAAGGGAAAAUUUGCCUCAUGUAUCUCUCGGAUUUUGGUGUAGAACAAACCAGAGUAGAGUGAAUAUUGGACGUACAUCCAUUAGGUUGACCAAGUAGAAAUGAAUGCUAUUGUUACUCUGAAUCUGCUGAUUCCGUAAAUAAACAACAGUUUGUUUUCCAUAUUAAAAACUUAAUAAUAAGUAUAUUAGUAAGUAAUAAGUAAAUUCCCUUCCCUCAAAAGUUUCAUUUUUAAUCUAUUAACCUGGAAAUCAGAAGCAAAACUAACCUGCCAAACACUUUAAAACUGAACUACUACAAGAUUUAUAUUUACAGUAUCGGUGUUUCUUCAGCGGAAAAGAAGCGGUUGAGCUCAAGUUAUUAAAGUACCUCGCUACCUCGCUACCUGUCCGACUGAUAUCUGCCUACUAACAGCUAUGAAGUGUUUUGUUAACCCUGCGUGACUGUGACAUGAUGGCAUGGUGGUGACAGGAUGCUUUGCGGUGAAAAACAUCAAGUCAGCAUAGAAAGAUGGCUGACGCAGCCAGGAAAAUCACAGUUUCACAAUCUUCCCUUGGUGAAGAUGACCUGCCUCUCCCUCCACCCCCUCCUGUACCACCUAGACCCCUGGACUACGAUGGGCAUCCAGCAUUAACUAGCCCCCCUUUGAUUCCUCCAAAAGAAACCUUCUCCACAUUCUACCACCAACGGCAGAAGAGUGAACUGAAGAGGCUCUUUAAACACAUCCAUCCAGACCUACGGGCAAGUCUUGAUGAUGCUGUGGAUGAUGAGAUAAUGAAAGCAGUGCAGUCAGAAGACACUCAUGCAACAGAUGCAGCUUAUCAGUGUGAAGUGCAGUCCAUGAGGUGGAUUUUUGAGAACUGGAAUCUAGACAACAUUGGGGAUCCUCAUGCAACCAAGAAGAUGUUGGAUGAUGAGGAGUUAAAAGGUGGAGAUGUCAGAGGCACAUCCUCUGUGUUUGAGCAUAUUGACAGCACCCAACAAAUGCCUACUAAAAGACAGACCUCUGUCAGAGGUGAUGUGAGAACAUCAACAUGGCUGUUUGAGACCCAGGCCUUAGAUUCUCUAAAUAAAUCAAAAAGAGAAGAAGGGGAACUGGUUGAGGCAGUGCUGAAAGAAUCCAUCCAGCCAGGAGAUGUGACAGGGACUCGACUGCUUUUUGAGUCUAAACCACUGAGUGAUUUGGGACGCUGUAACUCCAUAGAGGAUCAUAGCUUCCUGAAACUGAGAUCGGAGCUCCAGGAGCAGAAAGGAGAUGUCCAGAAGACUGUCAAACUCUUCCAGGCAGAACCUUGCUGUGCCAUCAGAGAUAAAAGCGGCAAUAUACAUGAAGUAAAAUCCAUCUGCAGGGAAGAGAUCAUCAGCAGCAACAUCAGCACUGCCCGUUGGCUUUUUGAAACCCAGCCUUUGGACCUGAUUAAUAAGGGAACUGAGGAAGUGAAAAUCAUUCGGGGCAUAUCACUGGAAGAGGGGCAAAGAGGAGGAGUUGAUCAAAAGAGGUGGAUGUUUGAAACUCAGCCAUUUGAUACGAUACAAGAGGUUGUGGGAGUUGACAAGUUUGAAGGAACGGUGGUUGAAUGCAAAGAAGAGGCUGAUGUCGUCAAUAAGAGGAAGUUUUUUGAGAUGCAGCCCUUGGCAAUACUGAAAGGAGAUUCAGCAGAAAUAUCCUUGGAAAAGGAAGAAGUGAUAGGGGGUGAUGUCAAGACUUCUCUGUGGCUGUUUGAAACGCAGCCCAUGGAGACUCUUAGUGAUACCUAUGAAGUUGGGUGCCUGAAGAAAAUAACCCUUUCAGCUGAUGAACAAGGAGAAGUAAAGGGCAGAAAGAAAAUGUUUGAGGGCUGCAGUAUUAAGAAGAAUACCUCAUUCCAAAAACAAGAGAUUGAAAGGGGUGAUGUUAAGGGAUUCAAACAUGUCUUUGAAACAAUCCCUUUGAGUAAAAUUGCUCAUUCUGAUGAGGAGAUUAUUGGGAGGGAAGAUACCAUUGCAACAGGAAACAUGAAAGGGGAUGAAGCAAUGUUUGAGGCAACUUGUUUAUAUGCAAUUAAGGACAGCUCUGGAAACCUCCAUAAGGUCACAACAGUCAGCCGAGAAGAAUUAAUCAAAGGGAAGGUCAAAAACUAUAAGUGGAUGUUUGAGACCAGGCCUUUAGAUGAGCUUACAGAGGGAAAGGGAAAUGUUGAGGUAAUCAAAGGAAUCACCAGACAGGAGGAUACAACAGCAGACGUCAAGAUGGCAAAGUGGCUUUUUGAAACCCAGACAAUAGAUGGGAUCCAUUCUAAGUUCAACAAGACAGAGCACAAUGCCUCUGUUGAAGCGGAGCCCUGUAAAGGUGAUGUCAAGGCCUGUAAAUGGUUAUUUGAAACGCAACCAAUGGGCAUUUUGUAUGACAAAUCAGAAAAAGUGAAAGAUAAAGAAGCAACGGACAAUACCAACGUCAAGUCCAUUACAUGGCUUUUUGAAUCACAGCCUCUAGACAGCAUCAAAGAUGGUGAUGAGUACAAUUUGAAGCUCUGCAACACCAUACAGGAUUCUGUCAAAUCAGAGGUUGGUGUGCAAACUGUCAAACAUCUAUUUGAAACAGAAACCUUGGAUAGAAUAAGAAAGAAUACAAAUUCAGACCAAGACAUGAGAUGUGUCAGCCAGGUUGACUUUCAGUCAGGAGAUGUCUCACGAGUCAAAGACCUUUUUGAAUCCCAGUCACUUGAUGAAAUAGGAUCCGAGAUGGCGACAUGUGACGAUCAAAACCAAGGUGAACACAUUGAAAGGGGUUCAGUACAUAAGUUUACUUGGAUGUUUGAGAACUGUCCGAUGAACCUGAUCAAUAAGGACAAUGAGGAUGCAAGCAUUCGGAGAGAGAGUGGUGAAGAGAGCGGGGACGUCCACAGCAAAAAGUUUAUAUUUGAAACCUCCUCACUGGACAAAAUCCCCAACGAACCCCUUGAGCAGAAAUUGGUCCCUAUAGAACAGCAUGUAAGCAAUGUAGAUGUGAAAACAAGUACCAUGAUGUUUGAGUCCCUACCACUGUAUGCCAUCAGAGACAAAGAGGGGCAGUUCCAUGAGGUUACAACUGUGAAAAAAGAGGAAGUGAUGAGUGCUGAUGUAAGGGGAGCAAGGUGGAUGUUUGAAACAAAACCACUUGAUGCCAUCAAGGCAGAGAAUGAAGUUUAUGUGAUCCGGGCUGUCACCCAAGAAGAUGUCAAGAAAGGAGACGUCAAGUCAGCAAGAUGGAAGUUUGAGACACAGCCUUUGGACUCUCUUAGCAGUCGUGAGGAGUCCGUUGUCAGGGUCACUGAAGACUUUGGAAGCAGUAAUGUGCAGCUCAGUAAACAGAUAUUUGAAUCUGAACAGUCAUGCAAGAACUUUGUGCGAAUGGUUAGUGUCACAGAUGUCCAACAGGGUGAUGUCAGGACCUCCACAUGGCUCUUUGAGAACCAGUCGAUUGACAGUCUGAAAGGGGAACCUCAGGAGCAAGGUCCAGUGAAAACAGUCCACAGGGAAGACAGCCAGCAAGGAGAUGUGAAACGCUGCACUUGGCUGUUUGAAUCUCAGCCCCUGGACAAAAUCAAGGAGCCUGAGGAUACCUCAAAGCAAGGUGUUGAGGAGGAGAUACCAAAAGCGGAUGUGAAAUGCACUACCUGGCUCUUUGAGACAACUGCGUUGGACAAAAUCACUGCCAACAGUGUUGCUGACACCCUGUCAUAUCUAUACCAAAUGUCUUUCAUUCACUCAAGUGGCAUCAUAAUAGAAGCUAAUGAGAGCAGAAAUGUUAACAUGGCUAAAUAUCUAGUUGAAAGCAAUGAAGGUGUGCAAAUCCAGAAGGAAGAGGUUAUUGGGGGUAACAUCAGAAACAUCAUGUCACAACUCUUACUUAAACCAACCCUAAAGCCCCAAGUUACUCUUCUUAGAGAAGUGGAGAAGGGUAAAGUGAACACCACAGUGGUAGAACUCCCAGUCUACCAGUCAGCCACAACUAUCAACCUUGAGAGGGAUCAACGGAUACAAAAUAUUGUCCAGAUGAUUGAUGAAUUGCUUGUUCAAGAUAAGGUUUUGAAAAAAGGAAUCAUCAUGCAAGAGACUGCAGGAGGACAAGCAGAGAUGUUAGUUUAUUCACUUAUGUGCAAUUAUGAAAGCAAAACCGGGAGUCAUGUUAUAGAAAGAGGAGAUGUAAAGUCUACAAUUGGAAAUCUCUUAGCUACUGCCCAAAGCCAGAGGACUGCAGCGUCGUGUAGAGUGGAUGAAACUGAAAAGGGAAAUGUGAACUUGUAUAAAAGCUGCAUUGAGAAAGGAGAUCUGCACUACCUGAAAAGUCUUCACACUGAGUUGUCAGGAGAUGAAGUUGAUUACAGCCUUCUUGCAAAAGAACAGAUUGAAAUAGUUCAGGGAGAUGUGAAAGAAGCAAAAAGAAGUCUCUGCCAGCAGAAAGAGCAGGUAGAGCGAACCAUUUCCGAUGUUUUGGCAGGGGAUGUACAGUAUGCCAAAAAGGUUUUUUCAUCUGAGUGCUCUGUCAGUGUUGAAAACAGUGUUCCAAAGAAAGAAAUAAUUCCUGGGGAUGUUUUAUCAGCAAAGCAACAACUUGGAGUAAAGCAACCUGCCAUGGUAGAAAAAGAGGAAAUUGUUGCUGGGGACAUUAAGGCAACAUUGCAGUCAUUAGAACGUGCAAAGCAACAGAGCAUGUGUGUGGAGCGAGAUAUCAUUAUACCUGGAACUAUCUAUGACAUGGAUUUGUCAGCCCAAGGUCCUGAAAUAGAAGGAACCUCAGCCCAAAAAGAGGUCAUUAUAUCUGGAGAUGUGAAGGCGGCUAAAAAGUCCCUUGAAAUGGCUAAGCAGCAAAGCAUGAAUGUGGACCGUGAAGUCGUUGUUCCUGGAAAUAUAUACAACCUUAAUGUCUCAGCACAAGAGGAAAGCUCCUCCGCUCUGAUGCAAUCUACAUGUUCGUCUUCCUCCGGAAGCCAGCAAAUCAGGACUUAUCCAAAGUAACAUGUGAAGGACAACCAUCCAUUACAACACAGAAUUCAACACCCAACCCUGUAGAAAAUGGAAGCUCAAAAUCCCCCAUGUCUGAAAGUGUAACUCCACCUCCACUCCCUUUAAAGACUAGUGAGAAACAACAGG